Parathielavia appendiculata is the source of this 276-nucleotide messenger RNA. RefSeq lists its product as uncharacterized. The coding region runs from base 1 to 276 and encodes 91 amino acids. The transcript is spliced from 2 exons. The record is from RefSeq and is a predicted model, not a curated record. NCBI's taxonomy places the organism in Eukaryota, Fungi, Ascomycota, Sordariomycetes, Sordariales, Chaetomiaceae.
AUGCAGUCGACCAACGAGUACGGGCAGGGCAAGUCCCACGCCACCGGCGAGUCCAAGGUUCCAGGCAAGGUCCAGCAGGCCGCCCCUGAGGGUCUCGAGAAAGCUCUUCCAGACAGCAUUCACCCGACAGGCAAGGAGCCUGGUCAGAGCACGCACAAGACACACGCGAAGGAUGACGGCAACGCGUCCAUUGUCCCCAAAAAGCUUCAAGAGAAGCUCCCCGAGUCGGUGGAGCGGGCUGUCCCCAACAUUAUCCACGACACCGGCAAGAAAUAG